AUGGAAAACCCAGCAGGAGCAACUCAGCCAUCUGCCUCGAAGCCAGGGAAGCUGACCAUCGUGCUUGCCCUGGUGACGCUGUUGGCCGCAUUUGGAUCGUCAUUCCAGUAUGGAUAUAAUGUGGGUGUCAUCAACGCUGCAGCACAGUUCAUGCAAGAAUUUUACAACCAAACCUACCAUGAGAGAACAGGACAGUAUAUGGAUGAGAGCUCCUUCACCUUACUCUGGUCUCUCAGUGUGUCCAUGUUUCCCCUGGGAGGCUUCCUGGGCUCCCUAAUGGUUGGCCCGAUGGUGAACAAAUGUGGCAGAAAGGGGACCCUACUGAUCAACAACAUCUUCUCCAUCAUCCCCGCCAUCCUGAUGGGAACUAGCAAAGUGGCCAAGUCAUAUGAGAUGAUCAUCCUUUCCCGUAUUGUGGUGGGAAUUUGUGCAGGUUUGUCCUCCAACGUGGUCCCCAUGUACUUAGGAGAACUGUCCCCCAGAAACCUGCGGGGAGCCCUUGGCGUGGUGCCACAGCUUUUCAUCACGAUCGGCCUAAUCAUCGCCCAGAUCCUAGGCCUCCGGAGCAUUCUCUCAAGUGAAGAAGGCUGGCCCAUUCUGCUCGGCCUGACGGGUGUUCCUGCGGGGCUGCAGCUGCUCUUCCUGCCCUUCUUUCCCGAGAGCCCCAGGUACACCCUGAUCCAGAAGGGAGAGGAAGAAAGAGCUCGAAGAGAUUUAAGGAAACUGAGAGGCUGGGAUGAUGUGGAGGAUGAGAUGGAAGAGAUGCGCCUGGAAGACCAAGCAGAGAAGGCUGAGGGACGUCUGUCUGUCCUCAACCUCUUCACCUUCCAGCCCCUGCGGUGGCAGCUUAUCUCCAUUAUUGUCCUGAUGGCUGGCCAGCAGCUGUCAGGGAUCGGAGCAAUUUUUUACUACUCAGGCAGGGUCUACCAGAAUGCGGGGAUAAAGGAGGAUGAUGUUCAGUACGUGACGGCAGGCACCGGAGCAGUCUACGGAGUGAUGACCUUCGUGGCUGUCUUCAUUGUGGAGGUCUUGGGGAGGAGGCUGCUGAUGCUCGCCGGCUUUGGCAUCUGCUGUGUGACCUGCGCUGUGUUGACUGUGGCCCUCGUGCUUCAGGACCAAGUGGCCGGGAUGCCGACUCUCAGCAUCGUCUGUGUCAUCGUGUAUGUUGUGGGACAUGCAAUCGGGCCCAGUCCCAUCCCUGCGCUGGUAAUCACAGAGAUGUUCCUGCAGUCCUCCCGUCCAGCUGCGUUCAUGGUUGGAGGGGGGGUUCAUUGGCUCAGCAACUUCACCGUGGGGCUGGUAUUCCCUUAUAUCCAGGGAGCCCUUGGCCCUUACAGCUUUAUCAUCUUUGGCAUGAUCAGCCUGCUCACCACCAUCUAUACCUACUUGAUUGUCCCGGAGACCAAGGGCAAAACAUUCAUGGAGAUCAAUCAGAUUUUCGCCAAGCGGAACCAGGUUGACAGCCAAGAUGAUAAGGAGGAACUAAAGGACUUCUAA
Molecule: messenger RNA, 1497 nt
Organism: Tachyglossus aculeatus (Australian echidna)
Lineage: Eukaryota; Metazoa; Chordata; Mammalia; Monotremata; Tachyglossidae
Product: solute carrier family 2, facilitated glucose transporter member 5-like
Exons: 12
Coding region: 1-1497 (498 amino acids)
Biological process (GO): monosaccharide transmembrane transport
Cellular component (GO): membrane
Molecular function (GO): hexose transmembrane transporter activity
Source: RefSeq, a predicted model, not a curated record